GGUUGCAUACCCCGACGCACAAAGCAGUUCCCCUUCUACGUGACAAUAGCUCAAAGCUCAAAACCCGAAGCUCAAACGAACCCCGCAAUGCAGAAUCUUUCUCUCUCUCUCUGCAUCAAACCCUGACCGGAAACUUUCUCUCCCCUAACCCAAAUCACUCUCUCUCUCUAAACCCCAUUCGACCUUUUUUUCUCUUUCUCGCUCGUGAAAUCAAACUGUUCACAAACCACAAUCAUCUAUCAGAAAGGAAAUUCAAAGAAUCAAGGCCAGCGAUCCCGAUAUAAUUCACAGGAAGCUCUCGAACUGAUUUCAAGAAUUGAGGCCUCUCUCUCUUCCUCUGUGCGCAGGAAUUGGUAGAUCAUAUUGUAUAAAUAUCUCUUAUGAAAAGAUGCAUUUGGUAUGACCUGAAGAUUUUUCUGUAAAGCAAGAUGGUGCCUGAAAUUCAAAUGGACCAAUAUUAUCUCUGGGGGAAACAUGAUGGCAAUGCAAGAGGUAAUAUUUUGGUGACAGUUAUGACUGGCUCCUUUUGAGUCUUGAAUAUAGGAGGGGAUUGGCUACAAUCUAAGAAACCAUACUGAAGCUUGGUUGACAAAGGGAUGUUCUCGUUGCUAUAUGGACUUUGGAAGUACCUCUUCAGUAAGACAGAGUUCCAUGUUCUUAUUCUUGGAAUCGACAAAGCUGGCAAAACUACUUUACUCGAAAAGUUGAAAUCAAUGUAUUCAAACCUGGAAGGACUACCUCCUGAUCGAAUUGUACCCACAGUUGGGCUUAACAUUGGACGUAUCGAAGCAGAGAAAACAAAACUUGUCUUUUGGGACCUAGGAGGUCAGGCAGGUCUUCGUACAAUUUGGGAGAAGUAUUACGAGGAGGCGCAUGCUGUCAUAUUUGUGAUUGAUGCUGCCUGUCCACAUCGAUUUGAAGAUUCAAAAUCUGCUUUAGAGAAAAUACUCAGACAUACAGAUCUACAGGGAGCCCCACUUCUUAUCCUAGCGAAUAAGCAGGACCUCUCUGGAGCUGUAUCUGCAGAAGAAGUGGCAAGGUAUUUAGAUUUGAAAGAGCUCGACGAAAGAUCUCAUGUGUUUCUGGCUGUUUCUGCAUAUGAUGGUUUGGGUAUCAGAGAUGCCAUAGAAUGGUCAGUGAAUGAAAUGGAGAGAAGCAAGCGCACAGAGUUACUGAGACUACGUGCUGGCAUCACAGGCCCAGUUCCUGCCUGAUUGCGGAUAAAACUCUCUCUCCCUCUCUCUCUCACAUUUAGAAUGCUUUGGCGAUUAUUUUGAGUUUUCAGGAUGCCUUUUCCUACUCCAUCCUCAUAACGCAAUGGGGCGACCAGACUUGUAGAUUUUUGUCGUCUCAAGUAUCCCCCCCCCCAUUUUUUUUGUUUCUAUAACUACCAAAUGUUUUUAGAGUUCGUUCUGCUUAUGGCCAGCCUUUGUAAUUUGUGCUUUCUCUCCAUAUUAAAAGUGAAUUAAAGAAAGAAAUGACAUUACACUGCAAAGCAUGGAUUUUGCGUUUGCUUUCUUCUUUUUUACCUCGGGUCUUCUGAGUGCAUAAACAAAAAAUGCCUGGUUGAGAGAGACUCUUCGAGCCAUAGAGUCAGAUUGUCAGUCGUAACCAAGAUGCAAUAAUAUCUUCUUCUUUUUUGGCGUA
Molecule: messenger RNA, 1647 nt
Organism: Amborella trichopoda
Lineage: Eukaryota; Viridiplantae; Streptophyta; Magnoliopsida; Amborellales; Amborellaceae
Gene: GB1
Product: GTP-binding protein 1
Biological process (GO): intracellular protein transport; Golgi to plasma membrane protein transport; protein localization to Golgi apparatus
Cellular component (GO): Golgi apparatus
Molecular function (GO): GTP binding; GTPase activity
Source: RefSeq, a predicted model, not a curated record